ACGAUUCUCUCCUUCUUCCACUGUUGCGUGCCCUAGCCCCUCUCUGCGACUCCCGAUGCUUGCCUUCACCCGCGCUUGCUGUCACCUCCGAUCGCCGUCUUGACUGACUACUGCGAGUAAGCACCGUCGUCUUAGUCUCGCUCUUCCUCACCUCAGUGGCCACCGGCCACCGGCCGGCCCUGAAACUCCACUGUCAGGAUAUGGAGGUUAGUACAAUCAGAGAUGGAUUCGACCGUGUAGUUAAGAAGCAGAAGCUGUCUAAUUCGAAAUCGCAAGAAGUAAUCGAUCACGUCGGGUGUGAGAUCAGGGAUGCCUUGGCAAAAUUCCAUUCGGUCGAGGAUCAAGCUUUCAAUCAGAAAUCCAUUCUGUCGGAUCUUAAGAACAAGCUCAAUGCAUGUGGUCCGCACAGCAUGCUGGAAGGUGUGCAGAAGGAAUUGAAUGCCAACAUCGGCAAGUACAUGAAACUCCUCGAGAAAUAUUUCAAUCCUGACAUAUCAAAGGCAUACAGGAACGUCGAUUUUGACUUCCACACGGUGAAUAAGAUACUGGUCGGCCACUUUUAUCGGCAAGGAUUGUUUGAAAUUGGCGAUUGCUUGGUGAAUGAAGCCAGGAAUCCCGAGGCAACUGAGUUGAGAUCCCAUUUCUGGGAAAUGCACCAUAUCGUGGAGGCAUUGAGGGCUAAAGACAUCGACCCCGCGCUCAAAUGGGUCUUAGCGAAACGCGAGAAGCUUGCUGUCUGCGGAUCAAAUCUUGAGCUGAAACUCCACAGACUCCAAUUCAUGGAGAUUCUGCAGAGAGGAACCCGAGUUGAUGCCUUAAAUUAUGCCCGAACUUGUCUUGCUCCUCUUGCUUCCCAAAAGUUGGAUGAAUUCCAGAAGCUGAUGGCUUGCCUCUUGUGGCAAGACCGGCUCGACUCCUCGCCUUAUGCCGAGCUGACAGACCCUACCCACUGGGCUAAAUUUACAAAGGAGCUGACCCAGCAGUUCUGCAGCCUCUUGGGCCAGCCCUACGAGAGCCCCUUAACCGUGGCUGUUGCAGCUGGAUCCGAAGGGCUGCCCACCCUUCUAAAGCUCGCCAAUGUGAUGGCUGCAAAGAAGACCGAGUGGCAGGCCAUGAAGCACUUACCAGUUCCGGUGGAGUUGGGAAAGGAGUUUCAGUUCCACUCGAUAUUCGUUUGCCCGGUGAGUCGGGAUCAAGCCAGUGAAGAGAAUCCCCCAAUGCUCCUGCCCUGCGGCCACGUCCUUUGCAAGCAGUCGAUCAUGAAGCUCUCGAAGAGCAGUACACGGACUUUCAAGUGCCCGUACUGCCCAGCUGAGGCUGCGGUCACACAGUGCAGGCAGCUUUACUUCUGAUAGGAACCUCUUCUUCCUCUGGCUCUGCCCUCUCAGUUCUCACCCUCUCAAUAAUUAGCUCGAGUUACUCGGAAAUGUUGAUAGUGAUGAUUUUUGUUACAGAGAUCAUUUCUGGUACUGUGUAUAUAUAGAUGAUUUCUAUACACAUGUCACCUCGAGAUAUACGCGCGUUUCAUUACGUUUCAUGUAUCUAUGAUUAUUUCAAAUCA
Punica granatum (pomegranate) is the source of this 1561-nucleotide messenger RNA. The record is from RefSeq and is a predicted model, not a curated record. Lineage: Eukaryota; Viridiplantae; Streptophyta; Magnoliopsida; Myrtales; Lythraceae.